GCAGCCAUGUCAGGCCGCGGCAAGGGCGGGAAGGGCCUGGGCAAGGGCGGCGCCAAGCGCCACCGCAAGGUGCUGCGCGACAACAUCCAGGGCAUCACGAAGCCCGCCAUCCGGCGGCUGGCCCGGCGCGGCGGCGUCAAGCGCAUCUCCGGCCUCAUCUACGAGGAGACGCGCGGGGUGCUCAAGGUGUUCCUGGAGAACGUGAUCCGGGACGCCGUCACCUACACGGAGCACGCCAAGCGCAAGACGGUCACGGCCAUGGACGUGGUCUACGCGCUCAAGCGCCAGGGCCGCACCCUCUACGGCUUCGGGGGCUGAGCGCCCGCGACCCACGACGACCGCCACACGCACAAAAAGGCCCUUUUCAGGGCCGCCCACAAAGUCACUUGAAAGGGCUGUUUCUGCGCGCAGGAUUUCGGGGUUCGGGGCGUUCAGCUGCGUGAGCAAUAAGGUCCUGUUUUGGCGGCUGUAGUAGGUCUUGGGCCGUUUCGCUUCACUAACGUGAUUUCCGGUUCUCGAAAAAGUGAUCUUUAAAAGUAAGGUCCGUAAAGUUGGCCGUAACCUCGCUCCGGGAUAGAAGUGGCUGUUCUACACAGACGGAAACCCAGGUUCCCACCCGGUGCUCCGGAGGUCUCUGCCUGACCGGAAGCCCGCAGGGCGCGGAGCCCUGGGUCCAGUCCGCCGGUAUGCAAAUGAGGGUCC
Messenger RNA from Hyaena hyaena (striped hyena), 702 nucleotides. Its product is annotated as histone H4. Gene Ontology annotation, biological process: nucleosome assembly. Gene Ontology annotation, cellular component: nucleosome. The transcript has a single exon. Bases 7 to 318 code for a protein of 103 amino acids. Gene Ontology annotation, molecular function: structural constituent of chromatin; protein heterodimerization activity; DNA binding. The record is from RefSeq and is a predicted model, not a curated record. NCBI's taxonomy places the organism in Eukaryota, Metazoa, Chordata, Mammalia, Carnivora, Hyaenidae.